Messenger RNA from Xiphias gladius (swordfish), 5616 nucleotides. RefSeq names its product heterogeneous nuclear ribonucleoprotein L-like. The record is from RefSeq and is a predicted model, not a curated record. The transcript is spliced from 14 exons. Gene Ontology annotation, molecular function: mRNA binding. Lineage: Eukaryota; Metazoa; Chordata; Actinopteri; Istiophoriformes; Xiphiidae. Gene Ontology annotation, biological process: regulation of RNA splicing; mRNA processing. Gene Ontology annotation, cellular component: nucleus. Bases 202 to 1848 code for a protein of 548 amino acids.
CACACAGAAAAUCAGUGGUGUUGGAGAGAGACAGAGACCGAGACUGGAACCGCGAGACAGGAGCGGAGACAGAGACACAGAUAGAGACACGGGCGCUGGUUAAAGAGGAAACUCUACGGCAAAGCUAUUGACAUGGACGUGAUAGUCUGACCAGCUCCAGACACGGUUCCGCUCUCCUGCAGGUCCACCGCAGCCGCGAGAAUGUCGUCGGUAGAAGGAGCCGGCCAGCGUGAGGAAGGGGAGUACGGAAGGGCGGCAAAACGGCUGAAAACGGAGGAGAAGGAGGAGGGAGAAGAGGAGCUGGAGGAGGGGGAGGAUUCGGACUCCGGCUCGCUGCCCGGUAACGGAGAGUUAGCGGCGGACAGCCAGGCCCGGUGGAGCUCCAGCCAAUACGGAGCAGGACGCAGGGGUAAUGGCGACGACUCCCAUCGUAUCUCUCCCAGUCCUGUGGUCCAUGUCAGGGGCCUGUGUGAGGCUGUGGUGGAAGCAGACCUGAUAGAUGCCCUGGAGAAGUUUGGACCCAUAUGUUAUGUGAUGAUGAUGCCUUUCAAGCGUCAGGCCCUGGUGGAGUUCUCUGCAGUGGAGAGCGCUGACCGCUGUGUGUCUUGUGGAGCCAAGGAGCCUGUAUAUAUCGCAGGCCAACAGGCGUAUUUCAAUUACUCCACAUCCAAGAGAAUCACCAGGCCAACCAACGCUGACAACCCCAACAGUGGCAACAAAGUCCUCCUGCUGUCCAUACAGAACCCACUUUACCCUAUAACCACGGAUGUUCUGUACACAGUAUGUAAUCCCAUCGGGAGUGUGCUAAGGAUCGUCAUCUUUAAACGAAAUGGAAUCCAAGCCAUGGUGGAGUUUGAGUCAGUUCAGUGUGCUCAGAAGGCCAAAGCUGCACUGAAUGGAGCUGACAUCUACGCUGGUUGCUGUACGCUUAAAAUUGAAUAUGCAAGGCCAACACGUCUGAACGUGAUUAAGAACGACAACGAGAGCUGGGACUACACUAAACCAUACUUGGUCAGACGAGACCGUGGAAAAGGCAGGCAGAGACAAGCCAUUUUAGGAGAACACCCAUCAUCCUACAGUGAAAACGGCUAUGGUCCACCUUGCCCCCUGCUGCCUCUGCCAGGCAACAGCAGAUAUAAACUCACCUCAGUGGAUGUUCCAGACAUGGUGUCCUACCCUCUUCCCCAGUCAUCCUCCUCAUACUCUGGCCACGCACCUAGCUCUGUUGCCAUGGUAAGCGGCCUCCAUCCAUCCAAGAUGAACUGUACCCGCAUCUUCAACCUCUUCUGUCUUUAUGGCAACAUUGAGAAGGUGAAGUUUAUGAAGAGUGUUCCCGGUACAGCGUUGGUUGAGAUGGGAGAUGAGUAUGCUGUGGACAGAGCCAUCACACAUCUCAACAGCAUCAAGGUGUUUGGCAAGAGACUCAACGUCUGUGUGUCUAAGCAGCAUGCAGUGAUCCCCAGUCAGGUGUUUGAGUUAGAGGAUGGCAGCAGCAGCUAUAAGGACUUUGCCAUGACCAGGAACAAUCGCUUCAGCAGCGCCGGACAGGCCUCCAAAAACAUCAUCCAGCCUCCAUCUGCAGUGCUGCACUAUUACAACGUUCCUCCAUGCAUAUCACAGGACCAUUUACUGAGGCUGUGUACGGAGCAUGACGUGCCUGGCUUUGUCAAAUUCAAGAUGUUUGAUGCCAAACCCUCUUCUAAAACCAUCUCUGGCUUGUUGGAGUUUGACAAUAAGACGGAGGCUGUGGAGGUUCUUACUGUUCUCAACCACUACCAGAUCAGGAUACCCAAUGGGUCCAACCCUUAUACCCUGAAACUGUGUUUCUCCACCUCAUCUCAUCUAUAAAAAGUCGCAGAGCACAAGAAGAGGCUGCUGAGCCUGAUGAUGGCUGACCUCUGACCUGAGAGAUGGACGGGGACCAUGAGAGACUGACACACAGAAAUCUGAAAGAAGAAGAGAAUGAGAGAGAGAUGGUCUUUAAAGGAGCCAUGAAGAUGGAAAGAAAGUGUUAAGAAGAGAGAUGUCACUGUCUCUAAACCGAAAAUCAAACAUACACCCAUCAUCCCACCAUACUAUCACAACUCCAAAGCUGACAGACUAGUAACUGUCUGAAAUACUCUAAUAAUGUCUCUGUAUUCUCUUGUGGGACGUCUCAAGGACACUGCUCAUGGGUUUGUGCCAGAAGUCUUCACUGCAUGGUAAACUUUAAGUGUGGACCUAGACAGAGAGACAGACAGACAGAGACUGACCUUGAGGAAUCUACUGCACAAACCUAAGUCCUCUUUGGUGUCGGUCAGACAUCCCUAAAAUCCUGAUCUGUGCACGUGGCAUAUGGUGACUGAAAUCAUUUUUAAUGUUUAAAAAAUGUAUAAAUACAGUGUGUUGCUUUGAAUUGUCAUUGAACAUAUAUAGUAAAUAUGGAUAUGAUCUUAACACAAGUUCUCAUAUAGGGCUCAUGAGAACUAUAUUACAGAGGUGUUGCUCCACUGUUUGGUCAAACACUUUGGCCCAGAGUGAGAUAUCUCAACUACUGACCAGUUGUUAAAUUUGCUUUGGAUAUCCAUGGUCCUCAGAGGAAGACAUCAUGAUUUUGGUGACCCUCUGAACUGACUUCUCCCAUACCGCCAGCUUAAGGUCAAAAUUUUGUUGAUUCUAAUUUCUAAUGUUGUUAAAAAGCUUCUGUUAUUUGUUUUAGGCCCAUCUUCAGCUUUACCACCAACACCAAUACAGAAAAAUCAGACUCUAAUGGGCAGACUGCCAUGAAAUUUACUCAGCACAUUCAUUAUGCUCAGACAAUAACUUCCUUGCAUUUUGGACACUUCGUGAUCCUCCCAUUAGUACCACCCUCGGGCCAAAAUAUCAACUUAGUAUACAAGAUGUCUGAUAAUGCAACUGGUGAAAGUGAUGAAAGUUUCCUAGUCCCACUCAUGUUUCAAGGACAUGAACCCUCUUUAAUUUAAAUGUUUCUAUCACCUUUUUCUCUAGUACCAUCUCCCCAGGAUAAAUGUUACAUUUUCAGCCCCACCUCUGGUGAGACUCCAAAGUUAUUAUCAUGCAUUUUGUUCUGUCUUUCAGAUUGUGCGGUGUAAUGUGAUUACAGCCUCAAGGGGUCGCUAACAGGGUUUUAGACGUUGAGGUUUCUAGUUUUACAGCAGACGCAAUACAUUUUAUUGACAGCACAAAAGAGAGUGAUGUCAAGUCACAGUUAAUACACUGAGAAGAUGUAGCUAAUUAAAAAUAAUGAUUCUAUGUGGAAUUUGCAUGUUCUUCCUGUGCUUACUUGGGUUUUCUUCUCACAGUCUAAAGACAUGCAGCUUAGGUUAAUGGGCAACCCUAAAUUGCCUGUGGGCGUGAAUGUGAGUGUGAAUGUCUGUUUGUCUCUGUGUCAGCCCUGUGAUAGACCCCGCCUUUUGCCCAAUGUCAGCUGUGAUUGGGUUGAGCUUGAUCUUAACCUUGACCUUAACUUAUUUAAAGCUCUUUAAUGUCAUUUUAGUAUUUUGGGCUGAAAACUCGUGAUACUUCUCUGUUACUCAGUGUUGUAUAUAUACAGUCUUAUCUUUAUUCUAACAUGAUACCAGUGUAAUAUUACAGGGAUUUCCCACGAGUCUGUACAUUAUGUCUGUGGGUGUGUUUUGUGCGUUAGUCAGAGUUAGAAAAAAUAGUCAGCAGAAUAUUCCUAACAUACCCACAUCAGGAUGGUCAAACUAAACACAUGUGGCACAGACUUUAUGGCACUUCCUUUCCUGUCGGAGUGAAAACACAGAGCUGCAGACUUAUCAGUUGGAUUGUGUCAGUUCACUUCCAUCAGACUUUCAGCUGGAGUCUUGAUUGUGAUGGUGGAAGGUAAAUGAUUUGAUGGACUGGAGUAGAGUUACAACAGUGUAAUCAAAUUGUUCAUAGAAACAGUGUAUGGGUUUCAUCCACGCUGCCCUGCUCGUUGUAUUGUGCAUUGUUGGGCUUUCACUAAAUUCAACAGAUAAAUGUUGGCUUAUCUUACUAGGUGUUGAGCCCAAAACCAUAUUAGACAAGUAACAGGCUUGAUACCAGAGUUCUGCCUGCAUGUAAACAUAGUCAGUGCUUUUUCAAAGCUUUGAGUAAAGAUAUCGGACCUAAUGCAUCAACCAGUCAAUAUUCAAGUCUGACAUUCAAAAAAACAGUCUUGCUUUUUAUCCUUACUUCCUGAAUGUGAUGUGUUUCCUCUUGAAACAGGAUUUUGGGGUGGGACACUGACUGAUCAACUAAUCAGUGUAAACCGGGAUAUAAUCGAUAGGAUGAGCAGAAAGGCGGGGUUGACAAAAAACUGUGAUUACCUAGUUGGUUGCUUAGUUGGACUCAAUACACCUACUAAUGCAGAAUGAGGUCACCACUGAAGACAUAUCGAUUUCUACCAAGUCGCACUUUUCCAAGAGGUUCAAGGGCCCAUCUUUGAGUCCAUGGUGCAACCUAACACAAGACAGGUUUAAAUGGGUCCAGUUUAACCUUUUAGAACACGGGGAUUACACCUAAAAUAGCUAUUACACAUAUGCACUGCUUUUUAAAAUGGAGUGCACAGCUAGAGUAAGACCAGUGUUUCCAGAAAAAAAUAUGCUAAUCUUACAUCCAAACUCUGCCUACAGCAUUCUCAUUUUUUCUUGUGAUACUUUUAUUUUUAUAAUCUAAUGCUAAUACAAGAUUUUCUAUGGAUUUUGCAUGAGAUAUGUGAAUAAACAGGCUGCCUAAAAUCUGGAAGAUGCAUAGGCAUGUAUGGGUUGCUGACCAGGCCCAAGGGCCCGAAAAGUCUGAGCCUGUAUGAAGUGACUGUUAAUAUUUCUAGUUUGAAAGUCAUAGAGGCCAGUUAAAAGACACAAAAUGACCACAAAAAGACACAAAACGACUAUAUAGGAGGCUGUAUAAAGGAGGGGUGUGGGCCCUUUUGCCUGCCUCUGCCCACAGUCCCAUUUUCUCGUAAUGCAUCCAUGUCCAAAUACAGAGUGGCUGAUUUGACGCACUGGGCUUCCAGUUGUGAGGUGAAGUGCAGUAACAAAAAGCAUAUUGUCUCUGUUCCACCCUUUAUCUUAUAUAGGACAUACAGAUUUCACUGCUCCAAUUCUUUGUUUUAGUACACAAGGACCCAGCACACUUUUCAAUUAAGGCAUGCUUUUUGUAUAUUAUAUGUCAAUAAGGAAAAGGUGUGAAAAGUUUUGACAGAUGUAUCCCACUCAGUCUGCAGUUAAAUAAUUGCUAUUUUAGAUGUUGUGCAGCAGUUUCAUUACAUCGACACUAAGAGGUUUACAUGUGUCUUACAGUACUUGAAUCUUACUGUAUUUCUAAGGAGGUUUUAUUUAUUCUUUUUUUAAGUUAAGUUUUUUAAGCAAUUAAGGGGGUUUAAUAAAUGACGGCUGUUGUCACUCUGAAGCUGAUGUGAGGUUUUAAUUACAGGACUGACAGUAUGAGACAGAUCCAAAGGUAUCUCAUGAUUUUAGGCUGUAAAUGUUUAAGAUUGUUAAUAGUCUUAUAGUAGACUAAUACAUAGAUACAUAUUGUUUAAUUAAUUUAAGAAUCUCUGUGGUUGUAACUUACAUGCACAUGUUCAAACCGAAUAAAUUCAAGUUAGGAGCUGUAAGGUCAGCUACA